AUGUAUGAUAUUCGAAUUGCACCGUCGUCAAGUCUCGAACAGGAAAAAUGCGUGCAAACUGAACAAGGAAAUAUUUCGCCACAACAGAAAACUGUUCUACACUCAAAUAGUCCAGAUUCAUCUUCAGUUUUAAAACAAAUUCUUAAUAUAUCUUCACCUUCUAAUACAUCUAAAGUACAAAGGACAAAAAUUACACUUCUUAAUCUGAACAUACAAAUACAUCCGAAUAAUCCAAAAAAUGGUACUACUAACAAUGUACAACAAAAGUCACAAAAUUUAACGCUAAGAUGUAUUUCAAAAGAUUUUGUUGAGAAAUUUAUUCAUGAUCUAUCUAAGUCAACAACAAUGCUAUCGAAAAGUGAUGUGCAAACAGUAUUCACAUCCACACCAAAACUUGUUUGUAAAACACUUGUUCCAACAAAUAAUAAUGAUUUAGAUUAUUUGGAUAUGACAACAAAACAACUGAAAAAAAUGCAAAUGAUAUUAUUAAACAGGUCAUCUGAAAAAGAAUCGACAAAUGCCAAUUCAUUAGUAACCAAAGAGCAAACAUCGUCUUUAGACUGGCGCAAGCGUCAAACGCAAGAAGAUAUAGAAGAACCAAUGGAACAAGAUACAAAAGUAUCGGUAAAUAUGCUUCGUCAAUAUUUUAUUUUGUCAUCGAAGUCGUAA
Molecule: messenger RNA, 669 nt
Organism: Didymodactylos carnosus
Lineage: Eukaryota; Metazoa; Rotifera; Eurotatoria; Philodinida; Philodinidae
Source: the annotation of a GenBank genome assembly